ACAUGAAGAUUUAUAAAAAUGAAACAUACAAACGUCUCCGUUGCCAUAGUACCGCGGCCGUCUGCAGAGACACCUUACACACCGUGGACAAGUCUCGGAACAGUCGGCACGCCCCCCUUGGCCUCGAUUGGCUUAUUUUCAAGCCAAGAAAGACUCUGAUAGCGUCAUGCGAUUGUCAUUCUGCGCACCUUGAGAGUGUUUUUUUUUUUUUUGGUUGUUUGGGGGCUGCGGCUUCUAGGACGUGUACGGUCACGAUAAUCCUACGUGGGUAAAACAAGGAAUCUGAUUUGGAAUUGGGAAGUGGAACUUUUGGAAGUAAAAUAACACGCAGUUCUUUUUAUUCUAGAGGAAAUGUCUUAGACACUUCCACUGGAUGUAACUGCUUCAUGGGAGUCAGUGACUGAGCUGCACUUUUCCCACACACGUGAUACAUUGCAGCAAGUGGUCAAGAUGGAGGACUGCCAUGCAAGCUUGGUAAAGAUCAGCAAAGACAAGGUCCUUACCAGAACUGAGAUGAUGUCCCUGCUGAAAACCUAUAACUGUUACCAUGAAGGGAAAAGUUUUCAGCUUCGGAGUCGAGAGGAAGAUGGGGAGCUGGUCAUCGAAGGCUUGCUCAGUAUCUCCUGGGGCCUGAGGAGGCCAAUCCGGCUACAGAUGCAGGACGACAACGAACGUUUCCAGCAUUCCAGCGUGGGGAUAGGCGGAGAGGACGAGGCAAAAACCAGCUCUCAAAAGCAGACCUCCCUGGAAUCAAACAACAAUGAAAGCUCUGAUGCGUCUGUCAGUGAGGACGAGACCCCCCAGCUGAUGAGGACAAGGAGUGAUGCCAGCUUCAUGGGCAUCCAGCGGAGGUCCAGGCGCCACAGCCAAGGCGAGAUGCAGAGAAUGAAGAAGCAUCGCUUCUCCAUUAAUGGGCAUUUCUACAACCACAAGACAUCCGUCUUCAUUCCUACUUAUGGGUCGGUGACCAACGUCCGGGUCAAGAGCACCAUGACCACAGAGCAAGUGCUCCGCCUGCUUCUCAACAAGUUCCGCGUUGAAAAUAAAUUGGAAGAGUUCGUCUUGUACAUGGUGCAUGAAUCUGGGGAGAAAACAAAACUCAGAGACACUGAUUACCCCCUGAUCUCCCGCCUGCUGCACGGCCCAUGUGAGAAAAUAGCCAAGAUGUUCUUAAUGGAAGCUGACCUGGGAGAAGAGGUCACUUAUGAUGUUGCACAGUACAUCAAGUUUGAGAUGCCUAUGCUGGACAGCUUCGUGGAGAAGUUGAAGGAGGAAGAGGACCGAGAAAUUUCAAAGCUGACCAGAAAAUACAGUGCCCUAAAGUCCAUGAUCCUCCAGCAGAUAGAAGAUAUCGCAGAAUCUUCUCAGCAUUGCUGAGAAGCAGGAUCUCGCAGGACUGGAGCUGGAGCCUGCUGGCUUGCGUACGUUUGACACAGCAAUUGCUGACAGGCUGCCGGACAACGAGCAUCUUUGUUUUGUCUCAGAUUUAUUUAGAUGACAGAUUUCCAAGCUGGGAAAUGAGUUUCAAAUAGAAAGGGAGGGUUACUUAAAUUUAUAGAUAUUUAUAGAUGGUUCAGACACAUCGUUAGUUUGUGAGAGGUUUUGCAAUUUUAUGCAAACACUAAAAGUCAUGUAUAUGUCCAUAUUUUUCACCAAUUAUGUAAACAUCACCUGGCUAAAGAAAAUAAACUCUGUGUGUCUUUGUACGCGUAUAAUAAGUUGUCCAUCUUGGGUUGUUCAGGCUAUCUGCUCCUGUCUACACUCCCUAUACCAGCCAUCUCUCGUCUGCCAGCUUCAGAACUUGCUGUCUCAUGCCUUCAUCAUCUCCAUACUCCACACUCUCACUCCAGCCCUUGGACAUGUAGGAUUGCAGUCAAAUGGCACCCUGCUCCCCCAGUUCAGCGAAAUUUAUUCCGUACCUUACUGAAGACCUUUACUUUGUAUGGCUGAUAGAAUUUGGACCUGAGAGGGAAAUAGAGUAGCUUUGGACUAGAUGGUAUGCUCCCUGCUGCUGAGCACUCCGCUGUACAGUAUGUAGAGUAUACAUUGACUAGACCAGGGGCUCCCAAGGUGGGGGUGGUGAGACACUGAUGGAGAGGUGUCAAAUUUACAAAAUAUUUUCAAAACAUGAAAAAAUAUUCCAUUAUAAUGAUAACUGUACCCAAAGGGUUGCCCCCACCCCCCCAGAGUUGGCAAAAUGGAAGCUGUAAGGCCCUGGCACUGUUAUUUUGGGGGUCCUGGGCUGAAAGGUUUAGGAACCCAUGAACUAGACAAUAUACUUAUCAUGCCAAAUGUUAGUAUGUAAAUAUGUAAAUGUGGCAUCGUGAGUUUUAGGGAGAUAUUUCUUCCUGGAUGUACAUUGAUAGGCUGACAAUAAAGAUCUUUUGAAUCACGAAA
Molecule: messenger RNA, 2397 nt
Organism: Brienomyrus brachyistius
Lineage: Eukaryota; Metazoa; Chordata; Actinopteri; Osteoglossiformes; Mormyridae
Gene: rassf4a
Product: Ras association domain family member 4a
Exons: 12
Coding region: 451-1377 (308 amino acids)
Biological process (GO): signal transduction
Source: RefSeq, a predicted model, not a curated record